Messenger RNA from Triplophysa rosa, 582 nucleotides. RefSeq names its product sorting nexin-16-like. Gene Ontology annotation, molecular function: phosphatidylinositol binding. Gene Ontology annotation, cellular component: extrinsic component of endosome membrane; late endosome; early endosome. The transcript has 5 exons. Gene Ontology annotation, biological process: protein targeting to lysosome; endosome to lysosome transport; early endosome to late endosome transport. Bases 1 to 582 code for a protein of 193 amino acids. The record is from RefSeq and is a predicted model, not a curated record. Lineage: Eukaryota; Metazoa; Chordata; Actinopteri; Cypriniformes; Nemacheilidae.
AUGUUCUACCAGAAUGAAAGUCCAGAGGUUGUAAGGAGAGGGAAUGGGAUGGAGUUUCAUAGGAAUGGAUUUUGUAGAGAGAGUAAAGAGGAGAGCUCAGUCAUAGUCACCUUGCUUGGCUAUAAAGUUAUGGAGGAGAAGACAAAGUUUACAGUCUAUAAGAUCUUAGUAGAGUGUGCACCGGACCAAAGCUGGUUCAUUUUUAGACGGUACACAGAUUUCUCACAACUACAUGACAAGUUAAAGGAGAUGUUUCCCGUGUUUAACUUUUCCCUGCCACCCAAGCGCUGGUUCAACAACUUUAGCGCUGAAUUCCUGGAGGAGAGAAGACUAGGUCUUCAAGACUGUCUACAGAACUUGGUUGCCAACAAAGAUGUGCUUAAUAGUGAAGUAGUCCGAGAGUUCUUAUGCUUGGAUGAACCACGUUCAGCCUUUGACAGUCUUGAGAAGAGGGCCUUUUGUGAGACCAACUGUCAACUUCAGAGGACAUUAAUGGACAACAAAUGUGAGAUCGAGACCCUGAGAAGCCUCCUGGUGCACAAAGAGCUUCAAAUUAGCAGGCCCGAAAGGACAAUGAUGUAA